GGGCCCUGCUGUGACCGGCUAGUCCUCAGUGUGUGUCUGUGAAUGGGAAGAGAGGAAAGCUCCUAGCUGAUCAGUACAUUAACCCAGAAAAACAACAGCCUUUGUCAGCCAGCACCUUAGCUCCUUAUUGCGGAAGUGAUCCUAUAAAUAAACAAGAUUACAGAACAUGGGGUACACGGAUGUUCUGGUAUUGCCCAUUCUCUUGGCGAUAGCUGCUGGGCUGUACUACCUUUACACGGAGAUCACCCAGUUGAUGUCCAAGUCAGCUAUACGGAACAAAGUGGUUGUGAUAACUGAUGCUGUGUCAGGAAUGGGAAAGGAAUGUUCCCGAGUGUUUCACGCAGGAGGAGCCAGGGUUAUCCUAUGUGGCAAAAGCUGGGAGAAGUUAGAAGCCCUCUAUGACACCCUCAAUAGUACAGCAGACCCCAGUGUGACAUUUACACCAAAGUUAGUUGUUCUGGAUUUUAGUGACAUUGAUGCCAUCCCUGAUGUGACCAAAGAAAUCUUAGAGUGCUAUGGCUGUGUGGACGUGCUGAUCAGCAACGCCAGUAUGAAAGUGAAAGCUCCGGUUCAAAACGUGUCAUUAGAAAUGGACAGAAGGAUCAUGGAUACUAAUUACUUUGGACCAAUUACAUUAAUUAAAGGCCUUCUUCCCUCGAUGAUAUCAAGAAGAUCAGGUCAACUUGUGUUGGUAAACAGUAUCCAAGGAAGACUUGGAGUCCCAUUUCGUACAGCUUAUGCUGCCUCAAAGCAUGCAGCCCAGGCCUUCUUUGACUGUCUCAGAGCUGAGGUUGAAGAGUUUGGUAUCUCAGUGAGCACCGUAAGCCCCACCUUCAUCCGAUCCUAUCACCAGCAACCUGAGCCUCGCAACGGGGAAAAAUCCAUCUGGAAAUUCUUUUUCAGGAAGCUUGCCCAUGGAGUUCACCCAGAGGAGGUGGCCAAUGAGGUUCUCCGAACAGUGAACAGGAAGAAGAAGGAGGUCCUCAUGGCGAAACCCAUUGCCAGGGCCGCUCUUUACAUCAGAUCCUUCCUUCCCGGGCUCUUCUUUGCAGUGGUAGCUGCCGGUGUCAAAGACGUCCCGCUUGUAGAGGAAGAAACACCGUAGAUUUGGAGCUGUGAAAGAAUUUGGAACACACGAACCAAAUGUGUAAAUUCACAACCUCAAGAUAAAAAAAAAUCUCCAAAAUU
This is a messenger RNA of Polyodon spathula (Mississippi paddlefish), 1188 nucleotides long. RefSeq names its product dehydrogenase/reductase SDR family member 7C-like. The record is from RefSeq and is a predicted model, not a curated record. Gene Ontology annotation, molecular function: all-trans-retinol dehydrogenase (NAD+) activity. NCBI's taxonomy places the organism in Eukaryota, Metazoa, Chordata, Actinopteri, Acipenseriformes, Polyodontidae. Bases 167 to 1105 code for a protein of 312 amino acids. Gene Ontology annotation, biological process: regulation of release of sequestered calcium ion into cytosol by sarcoplasmic reticulum. The transcript is spliced from 7 exons. Gene Ontology annotation, cellular component: sarcoplasmic reticulum membrane.